Messenger RNA from Aureobasidium musti, 459 nucleotides. The record is from the annotation of a GenBank genome assembly. Lineage: Eukaryota; Fungi; Ascomycota; Dothideomycetes; Dothideales; Saccotheciaceae.
AUGCCGUCUGACAAGAAACGCAAAGCCGACGAGGAACUUCCGACCUUGGACCAGUCUCGAGCCGCAUCGAAUUCCACCACAUCCCUGACCAGUGUCUUUACCGUCUACAGUUUGAUUUAUGAUCCAGGGCCCGACGCUCACAUACAAGAACUUCUCGGUGUCUAUACCGGUUGCGAACUUGCAAAUGCAGCAGCUCACAAAUACUAUAACAAAAGAAGGGGAAAAGUGUCCAUCCCUGACGAACUUGAGCCAGAGCAUGAGGAUCUGGAUGAUGGAGGGUAUCGUUGGUUAGAGGAAUAUGAAGAAGAGAAUGAGGACGUGAAGAAUGCGCGUUCAGUCGUUCGCUUACGCCAUGAUGGCGGGCUGCGAUUUGGCGGGCGCUAUGAAGACGAGUAUAUCAAUGUUGUCUGGGUCGAAAGGCGUGAGCUCAAUCCAUCCACAUUGCCAGAAGCGAGAUAA